CGAGCUAGAUACAUUUCGAAAGCUUGCCUUGCUUACAAGGGACGUACGAAUAAUUGUCCCGAGUACGAUGGCUUGAUUACCAACUUAGGAAAUCCAUUGGACAUCAUUUUGAGUUGGUGAUCCCCGCGUUUGGGCGGCGGUGAUGACGACGAUGAUAUUGCCGUCGCUACUGGUGCGGCCCUUUCGUAUUCCCCUUGCAUCUAUUGGCCAACGGGUAUCUUCCGCCCUUCCGUCGAGGCCGUUCAUUUCCGUGUCCGCGCCCCUCCUUAAAAACACUAACAUGCCGCCGCGGCCCAAACCCCCUCCCGAUGAAGAAAUCGAAGAGUCUUUCCUUAAGGGUAGCGGCCCAGGCGGGCAGAAGAUUAACAAAACGAACUCGGCAGUCCAGCUGAAGCACCUCCCUACGGGUAUCGUUGUUAAAUCGCAAGCCACUCGUUCGCGAAGCCAGAACCGGACCAUAGCUAGGCAGCUAUUAGCCGACCGCCUUGACCAAAUCGCACGAGGCGACCAGAGCCGCUCUGCCAUUGUUGGUGAGUUUAAACGAAAAAAGAAAGCAAGCUCGGCCAAGAAGAGCCGAAGAAAGUACCGCAAGCUUGAAGAAGAGAAACAAGUAAAAGUUGUCCAGGGUGAUGUCAUAGACGAGGUGGAGGACGAAGGGCCUGAAGAACGUUUCAUAGAGCAAGACAAAAUAGAGAAUCAAAAAUAAAGAUACGUCCUGUAUCACUCUAGAUAUAAAUAUGCAUCCCAGAAGUUUGCUCGAGUUGGAAACACUGCCAGAUGUUUUACCUACCUAGGUAUGUAGAAUAGAAAUCACAUGUUAUGCAUCCUAUGCUGUUAUAAACA
Messenger RNA from Hypoxylon trugodes, 843 nucleotides. RefSeq names its product RF-1 domain-containing protein. Gene Ontology annotation, cellular component: mitochondrion. Bases 143 to 706 code for a protein of 187 amino acids. The transcript has 2 exons. Gene Ontology annotation, biological process: translational termination. The record is from RefSeq and is a predicted model, not a curated record. NCBI's taxonomy places the organism in Eukaryota, Fungi, Ascomycota, Sordariomycetes, Xylariales, Hypoxylaceae. Gene Ontology annotation, molecular function: translation release factor activity.